AUGGAUGACUUGAAUCUGCACUACCGGUUCCUGAACUGGAGGAGGAGGAUCCGGGAGAUCCGGGAGGUGCGGGCUGUCCGCUAUCAGGAGAGAUUCAAACACAUUCUCGUCGACGGGGACACACUGAGUUACCAUGGGAACUCUGGGGAGGUUGGCUGUUACGUUGCCCCCCGCCCACUGACCAAAGACAACAACUACUUUGAGGUGUCGAUUGUGGACAGUGGUGUGCGGGGGACCAUCGCCGUGGGCCUCGUGCCGCAGUAUUACAGCCUGGACCAUCAGCCGGGGUGGCUGCCUGAUUCCGUGGCCUACCAUGCUGAUGACGGCAAGCUCUACAAUGGCAGAGCGAAGGGCCGGCAGUUUGGGACGAAGUGCAGCUCGGGGGAUCGGAUCGGCUGCGGGAUUGAGCCGGUUUCUUUUGAGGUCCAGACGGCCCAGAUAUUCUUCACCAAGAACGGAAAGAGGGUUGGCUCCACCAUAAUGCCGCUGUCCCCGGACGGGCUCUUUCCUGCCGUGGGGAUGCACUCGCUGGGAGAAGAGGUUCGGCUCCACCUUCACGCCGAGCUGGGCAACGAGGAGGACGACAGUAUCAUGAUGGUGGACAGCUAUGAGGACGAGUGGGGCCGGCUUCACGACGUGAAGGUCUGCGGCACGCUCCUGGAGUACGUGGGCAAGGGAAAGAGCAUCAUCGACGUUGGGCUGGCCCAGGCAAGGCACCCCCUGAGUACCAGGAGCCACUACUUUGAGGUGGAGAUCGUAGACCCCGGGGAGAAGUGCUAUAUCGCGCUAGGCCUGGCCCGGAAGGACUACCCGAAAAACCGCCAUCCCGGCUGGAGCAGAGGAUCUGUGGCCUACCAUGCAGAUGACGGGAAGAUCUUCCACGGGAGCGGCGUGGGCGACCCCUUCGGGCCCCGGUGCUACAAGGGCGACAUUAUGGGCUGCGGGAUCAUGUUCCCGCGGGAUUACAUCCUUGACAGCGAAGGUGACAGCGACGACAGCUGCGACACCACAGACCUGAAGCCCAAGCUGCGAGGCGUGCGGAAUGUCAUGUACCUGCACCAGGAGGUGGAGGAGGAGGAGGAGGAAGAGGAAGAGGACGGGGAAGAGAUGGAGCAGGAGCACGAAGGGAAGAAAGUGGUGGUGUUCUUCACACGCAACGGGAAGAUCAUCGGCAAGAAGGACGCGGUGGUGCCGGUCGGCGGCUUCUUCCCCACCAUCGGCAUGCUGAGCAGCGGGGAGAAAGUCAAGGUGGACCUCCACCCGCUCAGCGGCUAG
This is a messenger RNA of Emys orbicularis (European pond turtle), 1275 nucleotides long. RefSeq names its product SPRY domain containing 3 (gene SPRYD3). The coding region runs from base 1 to 1275 and encodes 424 amino acids. NCBI's taxonomy places the organism in Eukaryota, Metazoa, Chordata, Testudines, Emydidae. The transcript has 10 exons. The record is from RefSeq and is a predicted model, not a curated record. Gene Ontology annotation, molecular function: protein binding.